UCGUUGAGAGCAGUCGCAAAAUUAAAGUUGAAAAAAAAAAUUUGAUUUUUUUUGGUGAACUGAUUUAAAUUCCCAGCUCAAGACCACAAGAACCUGAAGUGUUAAAAUCAUCUGAACCCUUUUGCAACUAUAAUGUGCGAUCCGUGUUGUGGACCAUGUGGUCCUUGCGGACCCUGUGGACCAUGCGGACCUUGCGGACCCUGUGGACCCAGCGGACCUUGUGGCCCAUGUAGUCCGUGUGACCCACCAUGCUAUGAACCUCGCAAUCUUUCUGCUGGUCAAUUGGCCUGUAUGGCCCAGUGCCCGACUGGUUGCCCUCCGCCGACCUGUGGACCACGGUUCGUAACCGUUCAGCAACCUCCGCGGAUAGUUGCCCAAAAGAAGGUUAUUAACUGUAGCCGAACUGUUAUCGACAAGCACGUCCUGCCCCAAACGAAGGCUAUAGUGGAACCUAAGCUCGUAUACCAACCGAAGACCAUCAUAGAACCGUGCGUCAUUUUCAAGAAACGAGUCGUUCCCGAACCAAAAGUCAUCUACUACAGUCGGGUCGUUCCCGAUCCGAAGGUUGUCUGCACUCCGCGAGUGGUCGUCGAACCGAAGGAAUACUGCACCACCAUGGUAUGUCAACCGAAACCGCAAAUUGUUCCAGUUCCCGCUGCCAGAGAGUACUGCUGCAUGUCUACAGGAACUACCUUCUUUAACAAUCAAUGCUGUCCACCCACGCCGGGUCCAAUAUGUCCACCGAGAAAGUGCUAGUACAUGCAACAGUGACAGGUUCGAAAGAUCCCUUAAGACGUAUAAGAUCGGCGAUAAGAAAUCCCACACCAAGGCCAAAAAUAGCCAAGACCAACUAUUACUGCCCAUCACCGUACAGAUGCUGCCAAUCGGUUUGGAAAGCACCGCGCCCUUGC
This is a messenger RNA of Topomyia yanbarensis, 911 nucleotides long. RefSeq names its product DBF4-type zinc finger-containing protein 2 homolog. The transcript is spliced from 3 exons. Bases 133 to 756 code for a protein of 207 amino acids. Lineage: Eukaryota; Metazoa; Arthropoda; Insecta; Diptera; Culicidae. The record is from RefSeq and is a predicted model, not a curated record.